AUCGAAUCUGCACAUUAAUACUGACGAAUUUCUUAGUUUUUUUAUAAUGUAUUUCCUUUUAAUUUAUGUAAUUCAAGGCUCAUCUGUAAAAUAGACAUUGGUCUCAGUAUGACUCCCUGAUAAAAUAAAGUUUAAAUGAAAUAUGACUCUGGCUUGCACAACCAAUCUUGAGAGAAUGGCGGUCGUCGUUUGAUACUUCACCGUUGCUAUGGAAACACAAAGCUUUACCUGAAAAAAGCUGACAGGGAGUUUAUGACAAGUUAUUACAACUGGCUAAUACGUUAACAGAAACUGUUAACUAAACAAGUAAAUAGUGUAUAUAGAAGUAGUAAUCACUUAAAACUAUCGCCGAUGCAUCCUGAACCCCUCGAAUCCGGUGAGGUGGAAGAAGAAAGUGGUGAGGAGUCCAGUAUGACCCUGCAAGCUGGAGAUGUUGACAUCGCGUUCAGCAAUAUUUCUGCAACUUCCAGUAAACUAGAAGUCGACAAACUCAUACAAGCCCAACAACAAGAGGAAAAGGACUCGGGUCCAAGAAUGACAAAGACAUUUCUGAAGGACCACUGCAAGCAAAAUAAACUCUACAUGACACCUCGAUUGAAUGACACACUGUAUUUGCACUUCAAAGGCUUCUCCACCAUAGAGAAUCUGGAGGAGUACACAGGGCUGAAGUGUCUCUGGCUGGAGUGCAACGGACUGCAGCGCAUCCAGAACCUGCAGGCCCAAACGGACCUACGCUGCUUCUUCCUCCACCAGAACCUCAUACACAAUCUGGAGAACUUAGAACCACUCAGCAAGCUCUGCACCCUCAAUGUCUGCAACAACUACAUACGCACCAUCGAAAACAUUGCCUGCCUGCCUGAUCUGGGCACCUUGCAGAUAGCCCAUAAUAAGCUGCAGACAGUGGGAGAUGUGGAGCAUCUGAGUCAGUGCCUCUCCCUCAGUGUACUGGACAUGUCCCACGACCUGCUGGAUGACCCAGACAUCCUCACUGUGCUGGAGAGAAUGCCUGAACUGCACGUGCUGAACCUGAUGGGAAAUGAAGUGAUAAAGAAAAUCCCAUACUACAGGAAGACUAUGAUCAUACAUCUCAAACAGCUCACAUACUAGGAUGACCGACCUGUGUUCCCAAAGGACAGGGCGUGUGCGGAGGCGUGGGGGACAGCGGGUCCAGAGGGGGAGCGCAGGGAGAGGGAAUCAUGGCAAACACAAGAGAGAAGGAAGAUCCAGGACAGUCUGGACACCAUGGCAACCAUCAGAGACCAAGCCAUGGAGAAUCUGCGACUCAGAGAGCUGCAAGAGAGAGGGGAGUAUGAGACCACUACAACUCCAGAACUUGAGAGCCCCAGUAAAAAGAACCAGAGGCAGAAUCAGAGCCCAGGCUGGGAGGAGAGGAUCCGCUUUGUGGAGGACAGUCUGGAGGCCCAUGAAGAGUUCCUACAGACACAGAGAGAACAGACAGAAAAGGAAGAGCUAGGGAAUGAACAGCCACUGAAGAAGCAGCUAGACAGAGAACAACCAGAAAGAGAGGAUCCGGAGGGAGAUCGGCUAGAGAGAGAGCACCAAGAGGGAGAUCAGCUAGAGCGACAGCACCAAGAGGGAGAUCAGCUAGAGAGAGAGCACCAAGAGGGAGAUCAGCUAGAGAGAGAGGACCAAGAGGGAGAUCAGCUAGAGAGAGAGCACCAAGAGGGAGAUCAGCUAGAGAGAAAGCACCAAGAGGGAGAUCAGCUAGAGCGAGAGCACCAAGAGGGAGAUCAGCUAGAGAGAGAGCACCAAGAGGGAGAUCAGCUAGAGAGAGAGCACCAGGAGGGAGAUCAGCUAGAGAGAGAGCACCAAGCGGGAGAUCAGCCAGAUGGAGAGCACCAAGAGGGUGAUCAGCCAGAUGGAGAACAAGCAACAGAAGAAAUAUUAAAGGAAAAACUGUUAGAGUUAAACCAGUCAAGGAGAGAACAACUACAAAGAAGGCAGCCAAAAAGAGAGAAGUUAGAGAGAGAGCAGUCAGUAUGUGGCCAGCCACAGUCUCAGACAGCUGGGAGAAUUGUAGAGCAUGGUCCUGGACCAAUGGUGACUGAGCUAGAGGAGACAGAGGACCUGGAGACCAUCCACCUGGGGCAACGCCCACCACUUCGUAUUGACGAUCUCCCUGACCUGGAGGAUGUGGAUGUUGAAGAUCCAGACAGCACCUGCAUCUUCUCCUCUCAGCGAGUAUUCCGGCCAAUGAUAGAGGUCGUUUCAGGAGACAACAACGAUGUAGAUCCAAUCAUACAUCAGAGUGGGACAGUGUGGACCACAUCUACGUCAGGUCCAUGCUCAUCUUCACUGUUCAGGGUCUGUGACAAAAUGUCAAACAAAUCGCCCACCAAUCACCUAGUAGCAUUGGACCCAGAGGCGGGGGAUGCCCCAGAGCUGGUGAUAUCAGAACCUCAGGGAGAACCCAGACAGAGGCAGAGCCCUGAAGCCAGCAAACCAGGUUGUCUCAUUGAGGAGCUGGACUAACCCUGCAGAAGGCUUUGAUAGCAUUAACAACACUAGGUUUAGGUGUUCAAUCUGGGAAAUAAAAGAAAGCCGCACACUCUUGGAGCUCAGAUGCAAAAAUGU
Molecule: messenger RNA, 2595 nt
Organism: Oncorhynchus nerka (sockeye salmon)
Lineage: Eukaryota; Metazoa; Chordata; Actinopteri; Salmoniformes; Salmonidae
Product: dynein axonemal assembly factor 1-like
Molecular function (GO): protein binding
Source: RefSeq, a predicted model, not a curated record